AUCGGCAAUCCAUUGUAGUAAACAUGGCUGCAACUAUGUCUGAAAAGUCUAUGAGCGAUGAAGUUUGGCUCAUAUCUCGUGCUAGAGCUUGUAUGAAACCCAGUAAGAAUGACCCAUAUGCAGCAAAAGCCUGGAUGAUAACAGCUAGAUCUUUGUUUCCUAAUAACUUUUCUAUACAGUUUGAAGCUUAUUCUUUGGAGAAAGCUGGGAGGAAUGUUAAGGAGGCAGCAAAGUUACUAGAAGAAAUGUUUGUCUCAUUUCCAAAUGAAUCUCAACUUUGGGAGGAAAUACAAGAAAUAUUAGAAAUUCUUCAAACUGAAAUGUCAGCAAAUAGUCACAAGAACUUUCUUACUGAGAUCUUUGCUGCAGUCUCCACUCCAUCACAGUGCCAGAUGUUACUAAGUGUAGCUCAGAAAAUCAGUAAUACUCUAGAACAAUGUCGACUUCUCCUUCUGGCUAUGAGGAAGUUCCCAAAUCUGGUGUUUGAACAUGGUCUGAAAUUACUUGACACACUUCAACAAGCAGAGCUUGAAGCAAAGAUUAAGUAUCCAGUCAACUGUUACAGGAAACUAUUUGUGUGUGAUGUCCUACCAUUAGUUCUUCAGAAGGUGAAAAAACUUGAGAUCCAGAAAGCUCAGAUCUACAGAUGGCUACAAAUGUCUGUUGAAUUUUACAUUAUGUAUGUCACCCAGUCACCAAGUUUUAAUGGAAAUACCAGAAAUUCUCCAGAGAUGCUGUCACCUACAAAGUUAAGUAACAGAGUGAGUAUACCUGGCCUGUUUGACAAGGAGUGUCAAGUCAGUGAUCCCUGGGGGAGUCUUCUCAAACUUAUCAUACUUCUGGGUCAGCUGAUGGACUGGGAUGUUCCACCUGAUCUGUUUAGUGAACCAAGAGAAAUCCAGUACAAGAACAUUUACAGCCUGUAUAACCGAGCUCGCCAGUCACACUCACCUGAGCAGACCCGCCAGGUGUUGUACACAACAGUGGUCUUAUUCCUAGAGUGCCUCUACACCUAUGUCAGUAGUGUAGAUCCCCAGUCAUUCCUCGGUCCCAGUGCCAGCCACACCCCACUGGUUCUUAUGGAGAAAUUUGAAAAUGAAACUUCAGAAGAGGAACCCCAAGCAAAGAAAGUGAAAGUACAAGCAGAUGGCAAUCCUACAAUAGUAGGAGCAGAGUGUCUCACAAACUCCAGCAAAAUUAUCAAUAGUUUUACCACAGCAUUCAAAUGUUAUGAGCUCAUGCACUCAACAACAGAACUGCAAACAGAAUUUAUGAAGCUGUGUGAGAUAUGGCACAUGGAGACCUGGACCUGGAUGGGACAUUUCCAGACAGACAUGCUCAUUUAUCAGGGUGCCUUCACAGAUGCCAUUGCACAUCUCCAAAACUUUUCAUCUGCCAUAAAAGAAAACAUGCAACUCAGAAGUAAUCUGCAGAUGGCAUGCUGCUUUUAUUGUCUGCAGAAAUAUUCAAAAGCCUGUGAGUUGGUGUUGAAUGUAAUCAAAGAUCUGCCAUACACACAUGACAGGUUGCCCAUCUCAAAUCUGUCAGAGCCCACAGGAGCUAAGGGCAGACAACUCUGGUUGACAAAGUGCACAGAAGCGGAGAUUCUCCCAUACUGUAUACAGUUACUUCUAGCUGCUCUUAAGUCUAAAGCAUUUUCCUCUAAAGGUGAUGAUACAUCACUAGGUCACAUGGUGGUGUUAUUGCAGUAUGAUUGGCCAAAGUCUGAAGCUCUGUUCUAUGAAGUCCUGAAGAAAGUCAUACUGCAAAACAGCCUUGUAUACAAUCAGUUUUUCAAUUAUGUUAUAAAUGUUGAUAUCCUGGAAGAAUUUGCAUUUCUGAAAACAUCAGAAGGAGGAAAAGUGAAUCUUGAUAUUUUGCCAACCAGUGUAAAAGUUAUCUCUCAACAGAGAACAGUGACAAGGGGAGUUAACAAGGGAGUCAAAGAGGAUUUUAAACAAACCAUGGUAAAGCAAGUUGGACGCAGUGAAGAACCAGUUGAAAAAUUAAUAAGGACAUUUUUGACAAAUGAAAGAAUUAGCAUAUUAAAAGCACUGACCUGA
Messenger RNA from Saccostrea echinata, 2063 nucleotides. RefSeq names its product integrator complex subunit 10-like. The transcript has 15 exons. Gene Ontology annotation, biological process: snRNA processing. Lineage: Eukaryota; Metazoa; Mollusca; Bivalvia; Ostreida; Ostreidae. Gene Ontology annotation, cellular component: integrator complex. Bases 24 to 2063 code for a protein of 679 amino acids. The record is from RefSeq and is a predicted model, not a curated record.